GUUGUUUCUGAAGGGAUGCUUUUACCAGGACACAAAACCGGACUAGAAUCUCCUGCUGAUGACUUCAUGAACUCCCUACAGUUUUUAUCCUGAUUAAAUAAACAGCAUUUUGGUUCUGCCAUGGCAGAUGGUGUGGACCUCAGCCGAAAGUUUGUGUCAGAAUCUGAACUAGACGAGAUAAGGAAAAAAAGACAGGAAGAAUGGGAGAAGGUCCGCAAGCCAGAUGACCCGGAGGAGGCCCCUGAGGAGGCGUACGACCCUCGAUCUCUCUUCGAAAGGCUACAAGAGCAGAAAGACAAGAAACAGGAAGAAUAUGAGGAGCAGUUCAAAUUCAAGAACAUGGUUAAAGGCCUGGAUGAAGACGAAUCCAGCUUUCUCGACGAAGUCUCUCGGCAACAGUCUCUAAUAGAGAAACACAGACGGGAUGAAGAAGCCAAAGAGAUAAAAGAAUACAGGAGCGCUAUGCAGAAGCUGGCAGCCACCGAGGGCCAGAAGAAGGAGCCAGAGAAAAAGGCGGGCACCAAACCCUCAGAGACCCACAGAACCAGUCACCUGUCUCAGGCCCACCUGCUGGCUGGGGCAGUGAAACGACGCAGCUCAUCUCAGUCCUCAGAAGGGAUUAAAAAGCAGAAAGUAGAGGAGACGGUAGCCGGCAAUGGCAGUCAGACAGAGCAAGAGGCGGUGGAGCCCAAAUCCCCUGGCGUGGACGUGCCCCGCUCGGGUGUUCUCCACCUGCCCUCCGCCGCUGUAUGCGUGGGCAUCCUGCCAGGGCUCGGCGCUUACUCCGGCAGCAGUGAUUCUGAGUCCAGCAGCGACAGCGAAGGUAGCGAGAUUGAGAUUGGCUCUCCCAUAAAUCGCCACAGGCUCUUCAGAUAGACACACUGACAGAACACACUCACUCACUAUCACCUGUGCUGGCCUAGGCUUGGGUGCCGCCCCCUCGCGAUUUAGCUAGAUCAACUAAAAAGAUUUAGCUCUAGGUAUCCGUUAUUUCAGCUCUUGGAUAAGGCUGUUUAGUACACUUGCUUGAUGUUCAUUAAAGGCUGUAAUGUUAACUUCUACUGUGGUUGUUGAUGUCUUGUGCUUUCAAAACAUGACACUUCCCCCAUCCUCCUCAUAUUACGUUCUAUACAGUUUAAACCCCUGGCAGCUUAACCUGGUGACGCACCUUCCCAUCUACCCACCCUUGCGGUUUCUGCAGAGCUCUAGUGGACAAGGGGACACUGACUGACUGACUGACAGCUGUGGAUCAAGAAGACAUGAAACAUUUAGUCCAAAACUUUGACCAUCGCAGGACAAUAUUAUGGGCUGGUUUGAAGAUGUUUAAAAGUCCUGGUUGAAUUUUACAUUUGUUUGAUGUUUCCUUUUUUCUUUUUGAGACAAAAUGCUGCAAUGUUAAGAAUGCUGGAAUUUUCAAGAAAUGUGCCCUAUAAGGACAUGAAAUCUGUGUUUGACUGUUCACUGGGAAAUAACCAGUGAUAACAGAAUGAAAAAUAAAUGUGUUUCUCACGUU
Messenger RNA from Pimephales promelas (fathead minnow), 1513 nucleotides. Lineage: Eukaryota; Metazoa; Chordata; Actinopteri; Cypriniformes; Leuciscidae. The record is from RefSeq and is a predicted model, not a curated record.